Lactuca saligna is the source of this 516-nucleotide messenger RNA. The record is from the annotation of a GenBank genome assembly. NCBI's taxonomy places the organism in Eukaryota, Viridiplantae, Streptophyta, Magnoliopsida, Asterales, Asteraceae.
AUGGAAGGAGUUUUCGAUAGAAUGGCUUGGCUAAAAAUUGUUGGCCUCCCAGUGAACCUCUGGAAUGAAGAAAAUUUCUAUAGAAUUGCUAGUGAAUUCGAUAAGGCGAUAGAGCCAGUUAAGAUUCCGCCAAGUAUUCAGGACUUGUCCUUAGGGAACAUCUGCAUCCUAAUAGAAAAAAAAAGAAUCAACGAUGAAGUAUUGGUGGAAAUAAACCGAAACAUCAUCAACGUGGGUGUGAUGGAAAGUGAAUGUGAUUGGUCCCCAUUCCCAUUUGGACCGGUUGACAUGUUAGAAGUCUAUGAGUCUGAGGAGGAUCUAGACAUAUCGAUUAAUUUGGAUGAGAAUGUAUUGGAAGAAGGUGAAAUCAAAUACAUAACUGAUGACAAUGAGGAAGGGAUAUCAGAGACCAACUUCGCUAAUGAGUCAGAGGCAAAAAAACGAGGCUGUUGGUGUAGAUGUCAUUCUGACGACGGUGGAAGUGUCGAUACCAAACGCAUGUGUGGAAGGCGAUGA